CCUCUCUCGUCUCUUUGACCCUUAGUCACCGUUCCUGCCGCAAAAAAACCGAGACACACACCGUCGUCAUUCUCAAUGGAAAUCGAACAAAGCCUAGCAUCUCCCGCCUCCGCACAACAACAAACCGUAGCAUCUCCCACCGCCGCCGCACAACAACAACAACCACAAACCCUAACCGGAAGAUUCUUCAGAUGCCUCUUCGCAGAUAUUUUCUACUCGCAACUCAUCCUAAUCUCAGCCCUAGUCAUCUUACUCACCCUCAGAGGCCUACUCUUCACAAAAUCACCUAACUUCCACCCCAAGAAAUGGUACACCCCUCUCCUUUCCUCCGUCGCUCUCUCCGGACUCCUCUCUUUAUCCUGGCAAUGCCUCUUCCUCUGCAACAUAGCAGCAACAGCCAAAGCCACGAUCAUUCUCGCACCUCUACUCACAUUCUCCGUCGGGAUCUUCCUUGUAACCUACGGCAAAACGUUUGUUCCAGGGAUCGGCGGGCUACUUAUCCUCUUUAGCUUCGCUCAGGCAAUCCAUUCCUGGCUCUUUGUUACUCGUAGGAGGCGCGAGUUCACCUUCACGAUAACGGCACUCUCCACAUCCGUUCUACCUCCAAAAACGAGAGUAAUAGCUGUCGUAUCAUCGAUCUUAAGCGUCUUUUACUCUGCCUUCUUGGCGGCGGGAAUCGGCGGAGCUACCGCUACAAGAAAAGGUCUAGUAGACAUUCUUUUCAUCUCUUUGAUAAUGAUAAGCCUUGCCUGGACGAUGCAAGUUCUCAAGAACGUACAAGUAGUCGCCGUCUCGAAAGCUGCGUACGCACACUUUGCUAACUAUGACGUCAUAAACGCAUGUGAUGCUCUUUGUACGACACUGAGAAGCCAGCUCGGGAGCGUUUGUAUUGGCUCAACGCUCGUUCCGGUUUUUGUAGUCAUCAGGGGAAUGAUCCGAACUAUUAAUAGGGGAGGCAACAGCAGCGACUAGACCAUGUAUGCAAGUCAUGGGGACUGCGCUUGGGUUGCUAAUCAUAUGGUCUUAGUCGGAAACAGAUACGGGUUUGUUCAUGUGGGAGUUCACUGCAAAGGCUUUGUGCAAGCGUCGAGAGAUGCAUGGCAAGAGUUUAGGAGAACAGUUGGGUUGGAGGAGCUCGUAGAUGCUGACCUUACUAGUUCCAUCUGCUUCCUCAGCGCCUUUGGCAUUGGGGCGAUCUCUGCGUUGACUGCUGGUAUAUGGGAGUUUAAUAUUCAUAAGGACUACUUCUUUCAGCUGACUCUCUAUGCCUUCGUCAUCGGAUACUUUGUGGGGAGAGUUUCAUCUGCUUGGCUGCAAGCAUGUGUUAUGGCUUACUUUGUAGCUUAUGCUGCCAAUCCAGAAGGAGCUAACUUUGACAACACGAUUUCAGAACGUAUUGCGCGGCAAAAUGUAGAAGAGAAUAAAAGAUUAGCGGAUAAUGAAGUGAGACAGCCGGAAGAGGAACAGGAGAUAACAUACAUGUAG
Molecule: messenger RNA, 1485 nt
Organism: Brassica oleracea var. oleracea
Lineage: Eukaryota; Viridiplantae; Streptophyta; Magnoliopsida; Brassicales; Brassicaceae
Product: protein PNS1
Exons: 3
Biological process (GO): transmembrane transport
Cellular component (GO): membrane
Molecular function (GO): transmembrane transporter activity
Source: RefSeq, a predicted model, not a curated record